This is a messenger RNA of Cherax quadricarinatus, 1820 nucleotides long. Lineage: Eukaryota; Metazoa; Arthropoda; Malacostraca; Decapoda; Parastacidae. The record is from RefSeq and is a predicted model, not a curated record.
CCCUCCUUCUGUCUCCCUCACACCCUCCUCCUGUCUCCCUCACACCCUCCUCCUGUCUCCCUCACACCCUCCUGUCUCCCUCACACCCUCCGGUCUCCCUCACACCCUCAUCUUGUCUCGCUCACACCAGGCUGUUCGAUUACCCUCCUGCUGACUCCAUCACACUUUCAUACUGUCCUCUGUCGUCCUCAUUCUGUUCCAUUACCCUCCAUUUGUCUGGCCCUCGUGUUAGCAUAAAAUGUGAAAUAAAUUUAUAUCCGAAAAUACUGACAAGGUGAUACGUACUGUAUAUUGCAACAACCAAAAAGAACAAACUGUAUAAUUGGAUGAUAGCGUGAAACUCUUAAGGAUAUUUUGUUAUUUCAUAUUGGAUUUUUCUUUUGAAAUCAGGGAAAACUAAUCCUGUUGGGGUCACAGCACCUGGCAAAUGGGAUGCAUUCAUGUUGGAUUCGGUGAAAGGGAGGAUAAGUUCAGUUUCUUGAAGGAAAAGCUCCUCACUGAAAUAUGUCCUAAGUUUCAAAUGAGAUUAGACCCACCAUAGGGUGGGUAGUCAUGGAAGAAUUCUCAGUGUUGCAUUUGUAAGGCCAUCCUAGAAAGAUUUCUGUCCUGUGUCUUUAAAGUGAUGUGAUCUAAGUGAAUUUUCAAUCAGAAAAAUUUGUUAUGGUAGUGAUCAGUGUUGCUUUAAACAGUGUAAACUAUAUUGUAAGAGAAGCUGUUAUAUGUGUAUGUGGCGAGAAAAUACAAUAUGAAGUUCAGCCCAAAACAUAAAUAUGUUUUCUUUCCACAAGCCUAAGGUGUACAGAUCUACAACAGGCUGUUGCAUCUGUAAAGCUAAGUCCAGCAGCUCACGAUUCACAGACUCAAAAAAGUAUGAAGAUGAUUUUGUUGACUGUUUCAACUUGAAAGAAAGAAGGUCUGGGGAGAUUUGCAAUGCAUGUGUACUUCUAGUGAAGCGUUGGAAGAAACUGCCAAAAGGAACAGAUCGCAACUGGCAUCAUGUUGUGGAUGCAAGAGCUGGGCCAGGUACCAAAUCUCUCACAAAAUUUAAGAGUAAGAAGUUAAAAAAGAAUCUAGGAAAUCCAGAUAAACCACUUAAAGAGAAGAUAAAAAAGAAACAUAGAUACAUUCGAAAAGUAGGGAGGGAGGCUUCCCCUGGAGCCCUGAGUGAUGAUAUUGCUAUUGGUGAUGAAAGACUAAGUGAGGGCUCAGGUCCUUCUGUUCCUGGCUCUUUGGCACCUUCCCCUUACCCUUCUCCGUACCCUUCUGAAGAUGACGCUGAUUCACAAGAUCGCACUCUAGUCUCAGGGGUUGGUAAGAGGAAGAAGGCAACUCCAACACAGUAUCAACUAAGCAGUUUUGUUGAUUUGUCUUACUGGAAGCAAGAAAAAGUGUGUUGUGGCUUAAUUUUCCGAGGGGACUGUGGUGAAGUACUCAUAGAUCCACGAUUCUUCCACCCAUGCUCCUGUCGAAUGAAAGCUCUUGAAUUGUCUCCAACACCAACUCCUGCCUCAACACCACUUGUUUCCUCGGGAGCAUCUGAUGGUGGUAGUAACUAUGAUGAUGAGAUUUUAGAAAUGAUGUCAGAAGCAAAUAUGAAUGAGGAUGAAGAUUACCAAGAUUCUGAUUCCUUAGAUGAUCGUCUUGAUGAAGCUUACUACUCAUCUGCUGCUCUUUCUCCCUCAGGCCCGCUCAUGACGCAUUUAUCACCGGGACUUGCAAGUUAACUAUAGUGUUAAUUAGUGGGCAAAAUUAAUGACUAACUACCUAUUUAAUUAUUGGUAGAUAUGUACCUUUUUAAUUAUUUAGAGAUGACAAAAAUU